CGAAGGCCUCAGGUCUCAGGAGGUCCCGGGGAGAGCUUGAGCAGAGGGGGCCGACGGCAGACCCCGUUGCCUGCCCCACCGCCGCUGGCCUCCCCGCAGGAGGAGGUGGAUUCUCAUCGGCUUGGCUGCCUUCGCCCUCACUUUGCCCCCCAGUCAUGGUGGGUCACCUUCAGCUGCAAGGCAUGGAAGACAGUCUGAAAGAGAAGAACCGGGAAGGCUUGCUGGACAGCCCGGAUUCUGGGCUGCCCCCCAGCCCCAGCCCCCCUUUUUACUCCUUGUCUCCGGGCAUCAUUGAAAACAGAGCCGGGAGCAGCAGCGCCGCCACAGAGAUCCUGGGACACGGGCACAGGAAGGAGGCCAAAGAGGGGAAAGUGGGAGUUAUUGGUGGAAAGCAUUGCUUUUUCCCGUCUCCCUCUGGAGGCAGAGACAAGGUGCCCCCGUCUUUCAGUUUUAGACUAGCAACUGCCGUAGGGAAAAACGGGUGCAACUCUGAGGUAAAAUAUGGCUCCGAGCGACAUUACAAGGACGACAUAUUCUACUGCCCGAUCCCCACGGUCACCACCUACAGCGAGACCGUCAUCGCUGCCCCCAAUUGUACGUGGCGGAACUACAAGUCUCAGCUGAUCUUCGAGCCACGCCAGAAGCCCCUCCGGUUCCAGAGCACAACGAUCAUCUUCCCCAAACACGCAAAGAACAUUUACCGGACCACUCUCAACUAUAGCCUGGGAUGUGCCAAGCGCUGGUUUGCCUCGAGCGUGCAGCUAGAGCUCUGCGAGGAGAGCAGCCCCUGCCUCAUCUACACGGGGAACCUUUAAAACAGUAUUCCGCCUGCCAGGGGGAGCUCGUAACCAAAACGUAAGGCUUAGGCCUGCAGUGGAGGCAAAGCCCUUUCAAGACUGCCAGUCUUUGGCUGAGGCCCUCUGUUCGCCACCAGCCAGGGCCAUUAAUUUUUACACAUGGCCUUGGCGGUACACAGUUCGAUCACCCACCCACCCCCCGCUCUGAGAAGAAGCCAAAGGAGAGAUUUGUCUUCGUAUUCAAAGCGGCUAAGGGCUGGGGUUUUUGAUUCUUCUCACUGUGAAUCCGCUCUGUUCAGUUCAC
This is a messenger RNA of Gekko japonicus, 1101 nucleotides long. RefSeq names its product filamin-interacting protein FAM101A-like. Bases 156 to 815 code for a protein of 219 amino acids. Gene Ontology annotation, biological process: skeletal system morphogenesis; negative regulation of bone mineralization involved in bone maturation; negative regulation of chondrocyte development. Lineage: Eukaryota; Metazoa; Chordata; Lepidosauria; Squamata; Gekkonidae. The record is from RefSeq and is a predicted model, not a curated record. Gene Ontology annotation, molecular function: filamin binding. The transcript is spliced from 3 exons. Gene Ontology annotation, cellular component: actin filament bundle.